AUGGCACCAUUUGUUGAAGACGAGAACAAUGUUGGUGCCACGAACGGAACGAGCCGUACAGAUAGCUCAUCGACCAAUGGUACAACCAACAGCCACAAGACACCCGACCCAAACGGUAUGAUCUUGUCUCAGCUGCCGGAGAACCAUGACCCUUUGCAGCCGUACAAGAUUGAUAAGUUUGACGACGGCCUGAGAUACGAUACCCUUCAGAUUCAUGGAGGACAUCGGCCCGAUAAGGAGACGCAUGCUCGCGCAGUACCCAUUUAUAAUAGCGUGUCCUUCGUUUUCACUGAUAGCAAUCAUGCUAAGAGAAUUUGCUCAACCGAAGAGGGUGGAUAUUUCUACAGUCGAAUCUCCAACCCAACAGUUGCAGUCUUCGAAAAGCGCGCAGCCGCUCUCGAAGGUGGCACAGCGGCCAUCGCCACAUCCUCAGGUCAAGCAGCAAUCUUCAACACGAUCAUUUGUCUCGCAGGAGCAGGCGACAAUAUUAUUGCUUCGAUCAACUUGUAUGGAGGAACCUACAGCCUAUUCAAGACGUUGCUACCACGACUCGGCAUCACAGUCAAAUGGGCGAAGCGCGAGACAAGAGAAGAGUUCGAACAGUACAUCGACGACAAGACGAAGAUGAUCUUCGUCGAAACCAUUGGAAACCCACGAUGUAGCAUUCCUGACCUCCAGGACUUGGGAGAUCUUGCGCAUGAGAACAAUGUUCCCUUUGUAGUGGAUAACACCUUUGGCGCAUGCGGAACUUGGUGUCGACCAAUCGACUUCGGCGCGAAUGUCAUUGUCCAUUCCGCAACCAAGUGGAUGGGCGGUCAUGGAACCACAUUAGGAGGCGUGAUCAUUGAUUGCGGUACAUUCGACUGGGGCAAAGCCAUUCAUCGCUUUCCUCGCCUCUCAAACAAAGACGGGCCGAUGAGUUUCUCCUACUGGAAAUCUUUUGGCAAUAUUUGUUUCGCCAUGGCAAUGCGAAUCGAUAUUUUGAUGGAGGUGGGAUCCAUGCUGGCCCCAGCAUCGGCGCAGCAGUUGUUGAUAGGCAUGGAAACGUUGAGUAUAAGGUGCGAGAGACAUGCGAGAAACACGAUGCAGGUUGCAAGGUUCUUGCAGGCGCAUCCUAGAAUUGCUUGGGUGAACUAUCCUGGCUUGGAAGGAAACAUCUAUCAUGAGAACGCAAAGCGAUAUCUGAAGAACGGCUUUGGUGGCGUACUGGCGUUUGGGCCCAAGGGUGGUGAAGUGGCGAGCAAAAUGCUCAUGAAUUACGUCAAGGUCGUUUCGCAUCAAACCAAUGUCGGCGAUGCUAAAACGCUGGCAACCCAUCCAUGGAAUUCGACCCAUGUGAUCAUGUCAGAGAAAGAUAGACGCGAAGCUGGAAUCACUCCCGCUUUCAUUCGUUUUUCGGUCGGCAUUGAAGAUGUCCAAGACAUCAUUGACGAUCUCGAUCAAGCUUUGGCAAAACUCCCUGAAGAUCUUCUCAAUGCCUUUGAUGAGAAGUUGAUCCAGAAAUUGGAAACUCAUGCAAAGGACGAAGUCCUGAUUGGUGAUUUGGCUGAUUAUAACGAUACGGAUGUCCUGGUUUCGAAGACGAAUCAUCCACCUGGGCGGCAACAGGCUGUUGAGAGUUGA
This is a messenger RNA of Alternaria burnsii, 1623 nucleotides long. RefSeq names its product o-acetylhomoserine-lyase. Gene Ontology annotation, molecular function: pyridoxal phosphate binding; transferase activity, transferring alkyl or aryl (other than methyl) groups. Gene Ontology annotation, biological process: transsulfuration. The transcript is spliced from 6 exons. The coding region runs from base 1 to 1623 and encodes 540 amino acids. The record is from RefSeq and is a predicted model, not a curated record. Lineage: Eukaryota; Fungi; Ascomycota; Dothideomycetes; Pleosporales; Pleosporaceae.